Fusarium pseudograminearum CS3096 is the source of this 2910-nucleotide messenger RNA. RefSeq lists its product as uncharacterized. The transcript is spliced from 4 exons. Gene Ontology annotation, biological process: mRNA 3'-end processing. Gene Ontology annotation, molecular function: protein binding; mRNA binding. NCBI's taxonomy places the organism in Eukaryota, Fungi, Ascomycota, Sordariomycetes, Hypocreales, Nectriaceae. Gene Ontology annotation, cellular component: nucleus. The coding region runs from base 1 to 2910 and encodes 969 amino acids. The record is from RefSeq and is a predicted model, not a curated record.
AUGGCUUCCGAAGGUACUUCAUGGGGUGCGGAGGAUAUUGGGGCGCAGGGUGAUCAAGUUCAGCAUAGUGAGGAACAAGUUGAUAACUAUGCUCAUGACUCUCUUGCCUCUGGUGAUGCUGAUGCAGCGGAUAAUGGUACAGAAGAUGACGGCGGAGAAUAUGACCCAGAGUCGGUCACCAUUGGUACACCUGCCAUGGUUCCCGAGCCAGCUUCUUCGGGCACUCAACGUCAGACAUCAAAGCCCAAGAUGUCAGGUGGCUUCAUAGUUGAGGCUUCCGAUGACGAGGAUGAAGAUGAGGACGAGGACGAAGAUGAAGAUGAGCAGCCUGCCAGUGCCGUUCCUCAAACCGAUGCAGUCUCUACCCAAAACCACCCUGGCCCUUCCACUACGUCUGAUGAACACGUUCCUGCAGCUCCAACUCAUGCUCCCGUCCCUCCUGCUGUUCCUUCCAAUGUGACACCGGUUCUUCCUGGUUUCGGCCCUGUUGAUCUCCUUGAAUUUCGUGUCAAGGAAGACCCUCGUGGCGAUAUGGAUGCUUGGCAAGAGUUGAUUGCCUCUCACAGAGACUUCAGCCCACUGGAAAAGGCUCGAAGUACUUAUAACCGCUUCGUAGAGAUCUUCCCACAAGCUGCUGAUAAAUGGGUUGAAUGGAUUGAACUGGAGCUGAAAUAUAACAAUUUUGUCGAUGUCGAGCAGCUAUUUGGAAGAUGUCUCAUGACGGUUCCCAACGUGAAGCUGUGGACAGUCUAUCUAGACUAUAUUCGCCGUCGCAACGACUUGAACAAUGACCCGUCUGGCCAGGCUCGCCGCACCGUUACUCAGUCCUACGAAUUUGUGAUUGACAACAUUGGCGUGGACCGAGAUUCUGGUAACAUCUGGCAGCAGUAUGUCCAGUUCGUUAAGAAUGGGCCGGGUCAAAUCGACGGGACAGACUGGCAAGACCGACAAAAGAUGGAUCAGUUGCGCGGGAUAUACCGACGCGCUGUCGCCGUUCCCAUGUCGACCGUCAAUAACCUCUGGAAGGAGUAUGAUCAAUUCGAAAUGGGAUUGAACAAGAUGACUGGUCGCAAAUUCAUUCAGGAACGUUCGCCAGUCUACAUGUCAGCCAAGAGCGCCAACAUUGCUCUGGACAAUAUCACCCGGCAUCUUGACCGCACAAACCUUCCAAGGCUCCCACCUGCUCCAGGUUUCAACGGCGACCAGGAAUUCCGAGAUCAAAUUGAAAUGUGGAAGAAGUGGAUUGCCUGGGAAAAGGAAGACCCGCUCGUCCUGAAGUCUGAUGAGCCCAAGGCGUACAACCAGCGAGUUCUCCAUGUCUACAAGCAAGCAUUGAUGGCACUUCGAUUCUGGCCUGAAAUCUGGGUUGAUGCAGCGGAAUGGUGUUUCCAAAAUGAUAUCCGUGAAAACGACAAAGAGAUGGGCACGGAACUGCUAGUGGAGGGCAUCAAGGCAAACCGCGAGAGUGUGUUGCUUGCAUUGAAGCACGCGGACCAUAUCGAGGUUAACUAUCCAGGCAAGGAGGUCGACAAGGCGGAGUUUGCGCAAGCUGUUCGCAAGCCUUACGAUGACGUGCUAGAAACUCUGUACGAGAUGGGCGACAAAGUCAAGGAGCGGGAAAAGCUGGAAAUUUCAACACUGAAGCAGGCGGCGGCCCAAGAUCCAGUCCAAGCAUCCAUCGAGGAAAACGAUGAUGACCAAGACAACACACCCAAACGUUCACCCACGGAGGAGCGCAUCCUUGCCAUCCAGAAGGGAUAUGCUGCCGAAACACAACUUCUAUCCAGGACAAUCUCAUAUGUAUGGAUUGCUCUGGCACGGGCCAUGCGUCGCAUUCAAGGCAAAGGUAGUCAAGCAGAAGGUGGCUUGCGCAAAGUCUUCACCGAUGCUCGCCAAAAGGGACGACUCACGAGUGAUGUUUACGUCGCCGUGGCAUUACUCGAGUCUGUUGUCUACAAGGAUCCUGUAGGCGCCAAAAUCUUUGAAAGGGAUGCCCGUGUUGUUUUUGAGACCUGUAUCAACCGCCUGGUUUCGAAUCCAGACACCUUGGCAAAGGCCAAGCCGCUUUACGCUUAUUUUCAUAAGUACGAAUCGCAGUAUGGCGAGUUGUCGCAGAUUUCCAAGUUGGAGGACCGAAUGGCGGAGCUAUUCCCAGAGGAUCCCAAGCUCAAGUCCUUUGUAGACCGAUUCUCGACUGAGAAGUUUGAUCCGAUUGCUACCCCCAUCAUAAUCUCCAAGACAGCUCAGAUGCGUCCAAAGCAGAUUGUCCCUGUGGUUCAACAUCAACAUCAGCAAUCCAUCUCACUGCGAAACAGUCCCAUGCCAGUUCGGCAGGAACAAAAUCCCCGUCCUCAGUAUGUUCGGGCAACUGCUUCACCUAAACGGCCUCUUGCUGUUGAUGAUGAAGAGCUCAACCCACCCAAGCGACUUGCCAGAGGCGCUUCGCCGCUCAAGGGCGCUGCAGGACGCCGCCUUGACCAACAACGACGGAACCAGGCAUCGGCGUUACACAGAGACAUCACUUUCUUGCUCAACAUCCUACCGUCGUCGCAAAGCUAUGAUGCCCAACGUUUCAACUCUGCAGCCUUGGUAUCCAUUCUCCGAGAUACUGAAAUCCCUGACUUUGCUACACUGAAAGCUGCCGGUGGUGGCCAACCGCGCUUUGGCAAUCCCACCCAUACACGACAGCCAUCGGGAGAGUUUGUCAAUCGACCACUGAGCCCAUACGGAAGGAUGUCAGCCGCAGCUGGUGGGUACAGGAACUCGCCAUUGCGGCCGGAGACGGGAAAUGCCUAUCAAUCAAACCCGUACCCUCCGCCUGAAGCAAGUGGCCAGCAAUCCACAUGGCCACAAGCACCUGGCGGAUACGGUGCGCCAGCGCCAGGACAAUUCGGAGGGUAUCGAUACUGA